This is a messenger RNA of Vicugna pacos (alpaca), 1604 nucleotides long. It is a transcript of the gene CDIPT, whose product is annotated as CDP-diacylglycerol--inositol 3-phosphatidyltransferase. Gene Ontology annotation, cellular component: Golgi apparatus; membrane. Gene Ontology annotation, biological process: phosphatidylinositol biosynthetic process. The record is from RefSeq and is a predicted model, not a curated record. NCBI's taxonomy places the organism in Eukaryota, Metazoa, Chordata, Mammalia, Artiodactyla, Camelidae. Gene Ontology annotation, molecular function: CDP-diacylglycerol-inositol 3-phosphatidyltransferase activity.
AGGAAGCGAGCAGGUCUUAAAGGGGCAGCAGCGGUUUUUUAAGCCUCCUCCUUCCUCCAAUUUUGCAAGAGCGAACGCAGAAGAGUAGGUUUCCGGAAGACAAGUACAGCUGGAACAGCAAGGGCUGCAGCUGGAGGUGGGAGCGCGUGCGGGGCUGACGGAGGCGAAGGUCUGCCCGUAGAAAGGGCGGGGUGUGCGCGCCCCCUGCGCCCAGCGCCCAGCGCCCAGCGCCCAGCUGGGCCGGCCCAUGCUCCGGCCGGCAGUGAGCUUUAACAUCUGGGGCCCGGCUAGGGCAGCAGGGACCUGCGCGCAGUGGGCGAGGCCGAUGCGCCGGGCCGGAGGGUAAACUGUCUGGCGGGGCUAGGACAGAGCUGGCACCUCCAUAUAGGGCCCAGGGCACCCAGUAGGCCUCCGCGAUGCCAGGCGAAAAUAUCUUCCUGUUUGUGCCUAACCUCAUCGGUUAUGCCCGGAUUGUCUUCGCCAUAAUUUCUUUCUACUUCAUGCCCUGCUGCCCCCUCACGGCCUCCUCCUUCUACCUGCUCAGCGGACUUCUGGACGCUUUCGAUGGAUACGCUGCUCGAGUCCUUAAUCAAGGAACCCGGUUUGGGGCCAUGCUGGACAUGCUGACAGACCGCUGCUCCACAAUGUGUCUGCUGGUCAACCUGGCCCUGCUGUACCCUCGCGCCACCCUUCUCUUCCAGCUCAGCAUGAGCUUGGAUGUGGCCAGCCACUGGCUGCACCUCCACAGUUCUGUGGUCCAAGGCAGUGAAAGUCACAAGAUGAUUGACCUGUCUGGAAAUCCAGUGCUUCGCAUCUACUACACCUCCAAACCUGCUCUGUUUAUCCUGUGUGCUGGCAAUGAGCUCUUCUACUGCCUCCUCUACCUGUUCAAUUUCUCCGAGGGACCUUUAGUUGGCUCAGUGGGUCUUUUCCGAAUGGGCCUCUGGAUCACCGCCCCUAUCGCCUUGCUCAAGUCCCUCAUCAGUGUCAUCCACCUGAUCACAGCCGCCCGCAACAUGGCUGCCCUGGACGCAGCAGACCGUGCCAAGAAGAAGUGACCCUGGCACCUCCAGCCCCUGGCUGCUCACCUGCCCUGGGAGCCUCACUGUGCUACGCGGCUCCCCUCUCCCUCCUAGGAGGUCCCAGGCUCACAUCUUCCUAAUGCAUCGUCCAACCUGUGGGGAAGGGAGGGUUAGCCUUGUUGGUGAUGUCAUGUUCUCCGUAAUCCCGAGGACCAGUCCCACCCCCGUGAGCUCCAAGGACCUGGACUUAAAAUCAGGAAGGAUGCUCAGGAGGCCCUGCCCCACAUGGGCAGUGCUUCUGGGGCACCAAGAUUGCUGUCUGAGGACUGGACAUUGUCACAGCUGCUGGCUCAGCCCUGAGGUCUGGCUGGGCCUAAGACUUUGGGGACACUUGAGUGAGGGAGGUGGGGUAGGGGACAGGUUUUCCAAAAGGCAGGGAUUCAGACUUCUGACCCUGGCUAGAGGAAGCCUCUUGGCACUGUGGCCGGGAGAGAAGGGACCUUCUAGAUCCCUGUUGCAAUCUCCUCUGUCCUGUCUGUCCUGGCUCUGAAAGCCUUGAUAAUAAAGGCAGGAGCAUCACUA